Contarinia nasturtii (swede midge) is the source of this 3595-nucleotide messenger RNA. RefSeq names its product probable cyclin-dependent serine/threonine-protein kinase DDB_G0292550. Bases 310 to 3378 code for a protein of 1022 amino acids. Gene Ontology annotation, cellular component: ribonucleoprotein complex; nucleoplasm. The transcript is spliced from 5 exons. Gene Ontology annotation, biological process: regulation of RNA splicing. NCBI's taxonomy places the organism in Eukaryota, Metazoa, Arthropoda, Insecta, Diptera, Cecidomyiidae. The record is from RefSeq and is a predicted model, not a curated record. Gene Ontology annotation, molecular function: RNA binding.
ACUGUAUAGUACGCGUUAAUCGGUUCGCCAUCAUCACAAGAGAAAAAAAAUUUACAAUUUAGUCUGAAAAAAAUAACAUAAACAUAAACAAGGAAUUUGAUUGCGGACAUUUGAUAAUUGAAUUGUAUAAAAAAAAGUAAGAAGAAAAAAAAGAAACGAAUUGUGCUUAAGUUGGUUUUCUAUCUAUCUAUAAUUGCUAUCGAGAUUUAAUAUUUCAAUGGAAAUCUAAAACUAGAUUUUUCUACAACACUGUAAAGCCCUGUAUAACCUUCAAAUAAGUGAUUAAAUUUGAAAUAAGCACUAUACAGAAUGAGUGUCAUAAUACGACUGCAAAAUUUACCAUGGUCGGCAAAUGCCACCGAUAUUCGUCAAUUCUUCAAAGGCUUAGGAAUACCGGACGGCGGUGUUCAUAUUGUUGGCGGUGAAAAUGGUGAUGCAUUCAUUGCUUUUGCAACUGAUGAUGAUGCAAGAAAAGCGAUGCGUUUAGAUGGAAGUAAGUUAAAAGAAAUCCAAGUUCGAUUGUUUUUAUCGUCACGGGCUGAGAUGCAGGAAGUCAUUGAAAGUGCACGUCAAACAACAAUCUCAUUGAUGCAAAUGCAACAACCGGCUAUUGCUCGACCCAUAGUUGCAACUGUACCGCCACCAGUACUUACACCACAAUCACCACCACAAGCAAGUCUUGCCACAGCUAUUCAACAAAAAAUGCCACCUACACUACCAACCCAAUUACCGGGCCUAAUAACACAACAAAUGUAUCAGCAACAAAUGCAACAAUUACAACAACAGAACCCAGUGGGUGCACUAAAUGGUUUGCCAACAAAAACGAGUGAUACACUCGAUUUAGUAAGUAGCCGACGUAGCCGUAGAUCUCGCUCACGUUCUCGUUCCCACUCUUAUUCGAGAUCGCGCAGUCGUUCGCGUUCACCCUCACGGUCACAUGAUCGAUACAGACGUCGCUCACGUUCACCGCGUCGAAAUAAGGGUCGUUCUCAUCGUGAUAGAAGCGAUAGCCGUGAUAGAGACCGUCGUCGAAAUAAUCGACCAAAUGCUCGCAAUGACAUGGGCCGUAAUGGAAAUGAUAAGCGUUCAAGUGUUGAAAUGGAACCAAACCCAUCAAUUGUCCCAAAUCAAAUGAAUGCUAUGAAUUCUCUCUAUCAGCAAAAUGUACCGUUUAAUAGUAAUAUCUCACAGUAUAUGAUGAAGCAAAUGAAUAAUCCAAAUGCGGGCAUAGUAAAUCCAUUGGCCGGUCAAAGUGAACAAAUUAGCGCAUUUUCAACAAAUGAUGUGCGUACCAUGAAUAUGAACAUGUCUUUACAAACAAAUCCGUUAGCUUUUCAGCAACAUUUGUACGGUCAACAGCAACCGGUUAAUAUGCCGGCAUUUAAUACAUUCUCACAAACGGCGGGUGUUUUACAAAAUGCUCAACAACAACAGCAUCCGCAUCAACAUCCCCAUCACCAGCAAAUGACAGGACCUGGAAUGUCUGGUCAACUGAAUAAAUUUGGCAUGAACAAUGGCAUGGGUGGUGGUGGUCCGUAUUGUGUUCGCGUACGAAAUUUAUGUAAUUUAACCAAUUACAGUGCAAUUCGUAAAUUCUUUGCUGGUUUAUUAAUUCCAAAUGAUGGCAUUAAAAUGAUAAAUGAUACAGAUGGUAAUCGAACUGGUCAAGCGUAUGUACGUUUUGCCCGUCCAAAUUUUGUCCAAUUGGCAAUUCAACGAAGUAAUCAAAAAUUGGGCCGAAAUAUUAUAAAAAUUGAAGAGCUCGAUGAAAAAACAUAUGAAGAAGCGCUCGAUGCAUAUCGACCACCACGUCGUAAUAAUUAUCGUGAUCACGAUAGAGACCGUGAUCGUCGAUACAGACGAAAUAGCCGCGAUAGCCGGGAUUAUAGCGACGAUGACGACGACGAUGAUCGUAAUAGCAGCAAAGGAAAUUCGGAUAACGAUCGUGAUAAUGACGUUAUGUGCAUAUCAGAUUCAAAUGAUAGCAAAGAAUCAGCACCAUUUACAACCGUUUUAAUUGAAGAUUUACCACCAUUUACCAAAGAACAAGAUAUCAUGAAAUUGUUCUCAUCAUAUCCGCUUGUUCACAUUGUUAUGGCAAAACGACCGAAAAUGUUUUCAUCAUAUGUGAAAUUUCAUAGUGCUGACCAUGCCAAAGCGGCUGUUAAAAAUACGGCAUGUCAUAAAAUAAGUUUUAAAACAGUCUACAUUUCGGCGUGUAGUGAAGAAGAAUUUCAAACGGCUCGCAAAGAAUUUAGCGGCGAAUUAGACUUGGAUAUUGGAAUGCCAAAAGCGAAUGUUGAAGAUAAUUCAAGCUCAUCGAAUGAUAAAAAUGAUAGGAAUGAAAUAAAAAGUCCCGAUACAUCCAUACAAAAUGAUGAAUACAUGAACGAUGAAUCGAACGAAGUGUCCGACCAUUCAAUAGCCGGUGUUUCAUUGGAAAAUAUUCCGGGCGUUAAUUUGAAUGAUCCACGCAUCAAUCCGGCCAAAUUUCCAUUUUUAAAGAAUAUGAGUCAAAUGGAUACGAAACAUUCCAACGAACGCAUUGAUCCGAGAACCAAGUCAUCGGUUCAAGCGCCCAUAUCAAAUGCAUUCAAUGUCUUUGGCAUGGACGGUUCAAUGGCCGCACAACAACAAUCCAUGAUGGAUAUGAACAUAAGCAUGACCGAAGUAUGUUGUGUUUUAAUCGAAAAUAUGGAAUAUCGUACAACUGAAAUGGAAAUUGUGGAAUGGUCGCAGGUCAAAGCCAAUCUAACGCCAAUUCGAAUUCAAUUGUUGGUGAAUGAACGUAACCAAACAAAUGGCAGUGGAUUCAUACAAUUUGCAAACAGUGAACAAGCAACAAAAGCAAUGGAAUUACUCGAUAAAGCCCAAUUUAAAUCACGUGUCGUACAUGUUUCGCUUGCAUCAUGGCAACAAAUUAUGAUGACCAUACAAAAUAUUACACAAAUUUUACGCGAAAAUGGUUUUGAUGGCAUUGAUACAUCGGGAAAUAUACCACGUCCACCGCGUUACAAUAAUAAUAAUAAUAAUCCAAAUAAUCGAUUCCAAAACAAUAAUCGAUUCAAUAAUAAUGGACACAAUAAUCGCAUGCCCAACAAUCGACCAAACCGUAAUGGUGCCAAUAUGAAUGGAUGCGUUGUGUCCAUGUCGAAUGUUCCGUAUAAAGCAUCCGUGGAAGAUAUACUGGAUUUUUUCAGUGACUUUGAUUUAUCCGCCGAAGAUGUCAUACGGAGAUACAACGAUGAAGGCAAACCAACUGGCGAUGCUCGUGUACGAUUUGACUCACCGUCCGAAGCGAGACGCGCCAUUGACUUACGCGACAAAUGUCGACUCACAAAUCGACCCGUUUACUUGCAACUGUUUAAUCAACAUUAAGCUCUUUUUAUCAUAUUUCAAUUCAAUUAGGUUUAGGUUAUUUAUCAUCUAAUUUAAAUACGAAUAUUUGAUUUGCUCACUUGAAGACCAAGAAAGAAUGAGACAAACCUUGAUGGUUUAAAGAUUUUUUUUAAAAUGAAAACAAGAGCAAAUAACGAAGCAAAAAUACAUUUGGACAUAGUUUGCUUAUCAGUUUUAAGACAAGCAUAUUCCUCUU